UCGUGAUCCUCCCACCUCAGCACCUCCCAAAGUGCUGGGAUUACAGACGUGAGCCACCAUGCCUGGCCUUGACUAGUGAAUUUUCAUUGCUCAAGCUAAAUGUCUUAGGUUUAAACAGAUGGCAUCUAGCCAGUAGAUAGCUUGAUAAAAUCUCAGAAACUAUAAUAUCUAUAGUGGUGAGAUUCUGAACUAGUUUUCGAGCAAAGUUAAUUUUAAAAUUGUGCCACAUUGCACUUUUUAGGAAAGUGGAGACCACUGAAGUCAAAGUAGGAUAUCCUGAGCUGAUUGCAGAAAGAUUUUUUUUUUUAGAGAUGGAAUCUCGCUCUGUUGCCCAGGCUGGAAUGCAGUGGUGCAGACUUGGCUCAUUGUAUCCUCUGCCUCCUGGGUUCAAGCAAUUCUCCUGCCUCAGCCUCCCAAGUAGCUGGGAUUACAGGCGUCCACCACCACACCUUGCUAAUUUUGUAUUUUUAGUAGAGAGAGGGUUUCACCAUGUUGGCCAGGCUGGUCUCAAACUCCUGACCUCAGGUGAUCCACCCAUCUCGGCCUCCCAAAGUGCAGGAAUUACAGGCAUGAGCCACUGUACCCAGCUCAUUCCAGAAAGAUUUUGAGCAGUUGUUUUUAUAUGGUAGUUUUAUGGUGGACAUAAUUUCCACAAUUUCUUGUGCUAAAGGUAUGGCUGUAAAGACCCAAAAACACUUUUCAGUUUGAUUAUUUUUUGGUAACUGUAUUUUCUUAGGUUUAACGUGUGGCCCUAAAGAACUGGAAACCCAAAGGAACCAAUAUUCCUGCCCCAACAGAGUCCCAUCUUUAGUGAGGCUGUUUCUGGAGUUUAUAUGAUGACCAAGGUACUAGGCAUGGCCCCAGCUCUGGGCCCUAGGCCUCCACAGGAGCAGGUGGGGCCUCUGAUGGUAAAAGUCGAGGAGAAAGAAGAGAAAGGCAAGUACCUUCCUAGCCUGGAGAUGUUCCGCCAGCGCUUCAGGCAGUUUGGGUACCAUGAUACCCCUGGACCUCGAGAGGCCCUGAGCCAACUCCGGGUGCUCUGCUGUGAGUGGCUGAGGCCCGAGAUCCACACCAAGGAGCAGAUCCUGGAGCUACUGGUGCUGGAGCAGUUCCUGACCAUCCUGCCCCAGGAGCUCCAGGCCUGGGUGCAGGAGCAUUGCCCGGAGAGCGCUGAAGAGGCUGUCACUCUCCUCGAAGAUCUGGAGCGGGAACUGGAUGAGCCAGGACACCAGGUGUCAGCUUCUCCAAAUGAACAGAAACCGGUGUGGGAGAAGAUAUCCUCCUCGGGAACUGCAAAGGAAUACCCGAGCAGCGUGCAGCCACAGCCCUUGGAGACCAGUCACAAAUACGAGUCUUGGGGGCCCCUGUACAUCCAAGAGUCUGGUGAGGAGCAGGAGUUCGCUCAAGAUCCGAGAAAGGUCCGAGAUUGCAGAUUGAGUACCCAGCACCAGGAAUCAGCAGAUGAGCAGAAAGGUUCUGAAGCAGAGGGGCUCAAAGGGGAUAUAAUUUCUGUGAUUAUCGCCAAUAAACCUGAGGCCAGGUUAGAGGGGCAGUGCGCAAACCUUGAAGAUGAAAAAGGAACAAAACCCCCUCUUCAAGAGUCAGGCUCCAAGAAAGGAGAACACACACUGGGGAGAAACCUUACGUGUGCACCAAGUGUGGGAAAGCUUUCAGCCACAGCUCAAACCUCACCCUCCACUACAGAACACACUUGGUGGACCGGCCCUAUGACUGUAAGUGUGGAAAAGCUUUUGGGCAGAGCUCAGACCUUCUUAAACAUCAGAGAAUGCACACAGAAGAGGCGCCAUAUCAGUGCAAAGAUUGUGGCAAGGCUUUCAGCGGGAAAGGCAGCCUCAUUCGUCACUAUCGGAUCCACACUGGGGAGAAGCCUUACCAGUGUAACGAAUGUGGGAAGAGCUUCAGUCAGCACGCGGGCCUCAGCUCCCACCAGAGACUCCACACUGGAGAGAAGCCAUAUAAGUGUAAGGAGUGUGGGAAAGCCUUCAACCACAGCUCCAACUUCAAUAAACACCACAGAAUCCACACCGGGGAAAAGCCCUACUGGUGUCAUCACUGUGGAAAGACCUUCUGUAGCAAGUCCAAUCUUUCCAAACAUCAGCGAGUCCACACUGGAGAGGGAGAAGCAUCGUAACUUUCAAGUGCUCCUGUUGUUGUCGUCGUUUUAAACUUUAGAAUCUGAACACCAGGAAGAAGUCUUGUCAUUGCAGCAGCAUCGAUUCCGGUGAUAGAGUUUGUAUCACUCAACAUCAGGGGAUGCCUGAGGAGUGCGAGCUCCACAGCAACACGGCAGGCAGGAGGUCCUCAGAAGGUGUCAGGAAGUUCCACACUCUCCAGUUCACUGGAGCAGAGUCCCUUCCCCACACUUAGGGUGCCAGUAAGCCAUGCCAGCAUUACCUUUUGCGUAGUUAAACUGACGUGUAUCCAGUCUAGUUAAGGAAGAAACAUUAAGACUGUUCAAUUUUUAACAUAUAUUCAAGAAUUUUAAUUUGUAAAGAAUUGAGCCACAUUGAACACAAUUGAAUGAGAUUGAGAAUAAACUUAUAACAUCUUGUAA
Nomascus leucogenys (northern white-cheeked gibbon) is the source of this 2575-nucleotide messenger RNA. The record is from RefSeq and is a predicted model, not a curated record. Lineage: Eukaryota; Metazoa; Chordata; Mammalia; Primates; Hylobatidae.